AGCCCCGGCGCCCCGCCUCUCUCUCGCGGCCGGCAACCCUGGGUAGAUCCCCAAAUCACCCCUCCGCCUCUUCGCAACCAGCUGCCAUCUCCGUGGUCAGGCCGGUAACUCCGCGCCGCGUCGCCCACUGGCUUUCUCCUCUAGUCCUCUCCCUCGCUCAACGCCCCUUCUGUGUCGCAGCAGCAGGCCUGUGCAGCGCUCGCCCACGCAGGCAGCAGAGGCAGGCACCACCCGCUUCCAAAAUGGAAGGGAAAUUACUCGGCAACCAGCCCUAGUGCUGCUGAGCUAGCUGUUUAGCUAGCAUCGCGCACCACACCGCCACAGCAGCACAGCACCCACGCACUGCAGCAGCCAGCAGGAGGAGAGGAGAGAGAAGAGAGAAAGGGAGGGGGAACUGGGGAAGGAAGGAUGGAUGGAGACUUGCAGCGCAGCCCAUCCCCGCGCCGCACGCACGGCUCCGUCCCCAAAUUACAGACGACCCCGCAGGAGCAAGCCCAACCACCACUUAAACCCGACCACCACCACCGCCACCGUUACGCUUUAGCCCCGCGCCCCGUCCAAACCCUAGAUCCCCUUCGCCGCGGUGGUGGCGCCGGCGGUGACCCGGCGGGGCGGCGGAGGGGAUGGCGGCCGUGCCGGAGGACCUCCGCUGCAAGCGCUCCGACGGCAAGCAGUGGCGCUGCGGCGCGCCCUCCGUGCCCGGCAAGACAGUCUGCGAGAAGCACUACGUCCAGGCCAAGAGGCGCUCCGCCUCCUCCGCGCUCCGCGCAAGUCUCCGCCGCUCGUCCGCCUCCGCCGCCGCCGCCGGCGGCGCGCCCGCCCCGCCCUUCCGCUCCUCCUCCGCCGCCGCGGCCCGCCUCCACGACGGGGCCCGCCCCGGGCCGCCGCCGAUGGCGGUCGCGAGGCCCGUCUACGCCAGGGUCGCCGGAGAGACGGUGUACGUGGCGGAGCCCGUGCCGGCGCCGGCGUCGAGGGCCCCGGCGUACGACGGCCUGCCCCUGGGCAAUGCUGCCGGCGCGCGCACCGCGGCGGAGCUGGUCGGGAGAGGCCCGGCGGGGACGACGAGUUGCCACCAGUGCCGCAAGGCUGGGGCCGUCCUUUGGUGCUCCAGCUGUGACAGGAGAGGCUACUGUGCCGGCUGCAUUUCGAGAUGGUACUCUGACAUUCCGAUAGACGAUGUUCGAAAGGUUUGUCCCGCAUGCCGUGGCAUUUGUAAUUGCAGAGUUUGCUUACAAGGAGACAAUUUAAUAAAGGCCAGGGUGCAAGAAAUACCAGUUGUUGAUAAGUUGAGAUAUCUUCAUUGCCUUUUGUCCUAUGUUCUUCCAGUACUAAAGGAGAUUUAUUCUGACCAAUGCUUUGAAAUAGGUGUUGAAACAAGAUCUUCUGGUCCAAAGACAGAUAUCCUCAGAGCAAAGAUAAAUUUUGAUGAACAAAUGUGCUGUGAUUUAUGCAAAGUGCCAGUUUUUGAUUAUCACCGCCACUGCCCAAAGUGUCUGUAUGAUUUAUGCCUUGAUUGCUGUCGAGACAUACGGCGUUCUCAGGCCACUGUUGCAAGAGGAGAACAUACUGAAGGUCAUGUUGAAGGUAAAAGUAGAGAUUCUUUUAGUAGAAGAGCAAGACUGGAACCAUCUGCAGAAAGUGUAAAUGACAAUUCUUGCUCUCAGCCAAUGGAUCUAAACAAUAUUGACAUUAGAUCUUUAGUCCCUACAUGGAGAGUCAGCAAUGACGGCAGCCUCACUUGUGGGCCUCAUGAAGCUGGUGGCUGUGGUUCCUCAAAACUGGUGCUAAGGCGAAUAUUCAAAAUUAAUUGGAUCGCUAAACUUGUAAAAUGUUCUGAAGAAAUGGUCAAUGGUUGCAAAGUAUAUGAUCUGCAGGAUGAAUGUUUGUCGUACAGUGAUGGCAGACAGUUAGAGUUAAUUGGUCAGCAUGACCUUGGUCUCUCAAAAUGCUCAAACAGUGAUGAUAUUAGCGGGAAUUGUGUGUACUCUCCUGUAUUGGAGGACUUAAAACAUGAAGGCAUCAUGCAGUUUCGUAAGCAUUGGAUAAAGGCGGAGCCUAUUGUCAUCAGAAAAGCAUUUGAGCCUUCCCUGUCAUCAAUCUGGGACCCUUUAAGUAUUUGGAGAGGUAUCCAGGAGAUCAUCGAUGAAGAAAUGGAUGAAGAUGUAAUAGUCAAAGCUGUGGACUGCUCAAAUCAAUCUGAGGUGGAUAUCGAGCUCAAACAGUUUAUCAAAGGUUAUUCAGAUGGCAACAAGGGGGGCGAUGGCCGCUUGUUGAUGCUGAAAUUGAAAGAGUGGCCCCAGCCCAGUGUCUUAGAGGAGUUUCUGUUGUGCCACAGACCAGAAUUUAUUGUCAAUUUUCCUCUUGUUGAUUUUAUUCAUCCUAGAUGGGGUCUCCUAAAUCUUGCUGCCAAGUUACCCCAAGAUGCAUUACAGCCUGAAGUAGGGAUGAAACUGCUAAUUGCAUAUGGAAGUCGUCAAGAACUUGGUGAAGGUGAUCCAGUGAUGAAUCUAACGAUUAACAUGGGUGAUGUGGUUCACAUGUUAAUGCAUGCAGUUGAAGUACAUAACCAAUGUCCCAAGAGGCCAUCAUCUAAUGGAGCUGAAAAGAUUGCUAAUGGAACUAGUACGCAUGUAAAUGAUCACACUCCUGUUCCAUAUUUGGAUCUGAUUGUGGGGGAGCAAAAGUGCAAACUUGCAACUUCACAUUGCGAGCAGGCAAAAGCUAACAAUUUAGAAGGAUCACAGGCUGGUGCUGUCUGGGAUGUAUUCCGCAGGCAGGAUCUUCCAAAGCUUAAUGAAUAUUUGGCUGCUCACCGGGAAGGAUUUGGAGCUAACUGUCAAGCUGUGCCCUCUGUUAAAUAUCCUAUUUAUGAUCAAAAUGUGUACCUCAACAAUCAUCAUAAGAAGACAUUGAAGGAUCAAUAUGGUAUUGAGCCUUGCACAUUCCACCAACAUAUUGGUGAGGCUGUAUUCAUUCCAGCCGGCUGUCCUUUCCAAGUGAAAAACCUCCAGUCCACCGUUCAAUUGGCUCUCAAUUUUUUGUCUCCGGAGAGUUUGCCAGAGUCAGUCCGGAUGGCCCAAGAGAUCCGUUGCCUGCCGAAUGGUCAUUUUGCAAAACUGAAGAUGCUUGAGGUAAAAAAGAUCUCCUUAUAUGCAGCAAGUUCAUCUGUCAGAGAAAUUCAGAGAAUAACUCUGGAUCCCAAGUUCAAUCUUGAUGCUAGUUUCGAGGAUCAAAAUCUGACAAGGGUGGUUUCAGAAAACUUGGCAAGAGUGAAUAAACAAAGGAAGGUAUCUUGCACUUGAGGUUCUGGAGAACUUCGAGAAAUUGUGACGGUGCCAUUCAGGAUGGAAGCCGAUGCAAAAGAAGAUAUAGUGGUUGACUGUACAUGUAUAUUGUGACAUAUGAAAGGAACACAUUCUGAUUCGUAUUGGAUGACAUUGAUCUUACCUGUAUAUUGCGGAUUAGGACUAACGGCAGAGCUCGUGUAGACAAUAUAAAAGGCAUUAGAAAGCUGAUUACCUAACCGAAUUCUAUCUUGUGAAAAUUUUAUAGUACAAUAACAGCUGUUGGUAAUUUCACGGGAACUGAUGGUUUUUGUGGACA
Panicum virgatum (switchgrass) is the source of this 3603-nucleotide messenger RNA. RefSeq names its product lysine-specific demethylase JMJ25-like. Lineage: Eukaryota; Viridiplantae; Streptophyta; Magnoliopsida; Poales; Poaceae. Gene Ontology annotation, molecular function: histone H3K9 demethylase activity; transcription coregulator activity; chromatin DNA binding. Bases 624 to 3302 code for a protein of 892 amino acids. The record is from RefSeq and is a predicted model, not a curated record. The transcript has 13 exons. Gene Ontology annotation, cellular component: histone deacetylase complex; chromatin. Gene Ontology annotation, biological process: regulation of transcription by RNA polymerase II.